Leptonychotes weddellii (Weddell seal) is the source of this 3389-nucleotide messenger RNA. The record is from RefSeq and is a predicted model, not a curated record. NCBI's taxonomy places the organism in Eukaryota, Metazoa, Chordata, Mammalia, Carnivora, Phocidae.
ACGUCUUGCCGGAAAUGCUUUGACAUACAUUCCCAAGGGAGCAUUCGCUGGCCUUUACAGUCUUAAAGUUCUUAUGCUGCAGAAUAAUCACCUAAGACAGGUACCGAUGGAAGCUCUGCAGAAUUUGCGAAGCCUUCAGUCCCUAGAUCUAUCUUACAACCUGCUAGAAGAUUUACCCAGUUUCUCAGUCUGCCAAAAGCUUCAGAAAAUAGACCUGCGACAUAAUGAAAUCUAUGAAAUUAAAGUUGACACAUUCCAGCAGCUGCUUGGUCUCCGAGCCCUGAAUUUAGCCUGGAACAAAAUUGCCAUCAUUCAUCCCAAUGCAUUUUCCACUUUGCCAUCUCUAAGAAAGCUGGACCUAUCCUCCAACCGCCUGUCGUCUCUUCCUGUAACAGGGUUACAUGGUUUAACUCACUUAAAAUUAACAGGAAAUCAUGCCUUACAGAGCUUGAUAUCAUCUGAAAACUUUCCAGAACUCAAGGUUAUAGAAAUGCCUUAUGCUUACCAGUGUUGUGCAUUUGGAGUGUGUGAGAAUGUCUAUAAAAUAUCUAAUCAAUGGAAUAAAGAGGACAACAGCAGUACAGAUGACCUUUAUAAGAAAGAUGCUGGAAUGUUUCAAGUUCAAGAUGAGCGUGAUCUUGAAGAUUUCCUGCUGGACUUUGAGGAAGACCUGAAAGCCCUUCAUUCGGCACAAUGCUCACCUUCCCCAGGGCCCUUCAAACUCUGCGAAUACCUGUUUGGUAGCUGGCUGAUCAGAAUUGGAGUGUGGACCAUAGCCGUCUUGGCGCUUACUUGCAAUGCCUUGGUGACCUCAACAGUGUUCAGAGCCCCUCUGUACAUUUCCUCCAUAAAACUGUUGAUUGGGUUAAUAGCAGCAGUGAACAUGCUCAUGGGGGUCUCCAGCGCUGUGCUGGCUGGUGUGGAUGCGUUCACUUUUGGCAGCUUUGCACAGCAUGGGGCAUGGUGGGAGCAGGGCGUCGGGUGUCAGGUCGUCGGGUUUUUGUCCAUUUUUGCUUCGGAAUCAUCUGUUUUCCUGCUUACCCUGGCAGCCCUGGAGCGUGGGUUCUCUGUGAAAUGUUCUGCAAAAUUUGAAAGGAAAACUCCUUUCUCCAGUCUGAAAGCGAUCAUUCUGCUCUGUGCGGUGCUGGCCUUGACCAUCGCCACGGUUCCACUGCUGGGGGGCAGUGAGUUCAGCGCCUCCCCGCUCUGCCUGCCCCUGCCCUUUGGCGAUCCCAGCACCACAGGCUACAUGGUCGCGCUCGUCUUGCUCAACUCCCUUUGCUUCCUGGUGAUGACGAUUGCCUACACCAAGCUCUACUGCAAUUUGGAAAAGGGAGACCUGGAGAAUAUGUGGGACUGUUCUAUGGUGAAGCACAUCGCUCUGUUGCUCUUCACCAACUGUAUCCUUUACUGCCCCGUGGCUUUCUUGUCCUUCUCCUCCUUACUAAACCUCACCUUUAUCAGUCCCGAAGUAAUUAAGUUUAUCCUUCUGGUGAUUGUCCCGCUUCCUGCAUGCCUCAAUCCCCUUCUCUACAUCCUCUUCAAUCCCCAUUUUAAGGAAGAUCUGGGGAGCCUGGGAAAGCAAACCCACUUCUGGACAAGAUCGAGAAACCCAAGCCUGAUGUCUAUUAACUCUGAUGAUGUCGAGAAGCAGUCCUGUGACUCAACCCAAGCCUUGGUAACCUUCACCAGCACCAGCAUCGGCUAUGACCUGCCUUCCAAUUCUGUGUCACCACCAGCUUACCCGGUAACCGAAAGCUGUCACCUUUCAUCUGUGGCAUUUGUCCCAUGUCUCUAAUUCACCUGUGGGAGAAAACGUUUGCAAACAUUGAAAAACCAAAAAUAUGAGAUUGGGUACAUCAGAGCAGUAACUAAAAAUAGCCAAGUGGAAACUUUGUUUUUGAUAUCUCUCAGCGUGGAAAAAGCUGGAAAACCUGUUGAUACUGGAAAGUGAAAAAUAAGUCUAAAUGCUGCUUGUAUAAUUCAUUCAGAUACAAGAGAUAGAUCAGUCACACUGUUUAGGUAUGCCCAGAUUUUAAAAAGCAGAUUUGCAAUGUUCAAAAAAGAUUCUCCAUGAUUUCAACUGAAUUCUUUUUAAACUCACCAAUCUAAUUAUUUGGGGAGAGGGGCAGAACUACUUGCUUACAAAAGAGGUUUUAAACCAGAAAAGCCCUUAAAAGAUGGUUAGAGGUGUUUGGAAAAUAGGGUUUUAAAUGGCCUACAUUACCAAGUAAAGGCUGUGACCAGUAGGAUUGCAUUUUAAUGACCAUGUGGAUGUUUUAGUCCUCCUUUGCCUUUCCUCACAAAGGAUCCUUCCAGGUCACCAAUCCCCUCCUGAAUGGAUAAUGUGGGGCCUUCUUAGUUAUAGUCCUAUCAUUUUUAGAGAUGCCAGAAUUUGUGUAUCAGCAUGAGAUGGUUCCACCUCAGUGAAAUAAAACUGUCUACAAAUAUUUUGAAAGGAAAAUAAACUUAAAUCCUUAAAAUGCCAUGAAGGCGAUCAUGUAGAAGUGAGGUUUGCUUUGUUUAAUUCCUUGUUAACUCCUUGCUGUCCAGCACUCAGAAUAAAAGUCCAUUGCCGGCAAUGGAUAUACCUAGAAAAGAUGGUGAGCAACCUGGGAGGAUUUUGGUGUUUUUUGUUUGCUUGUUUGUUUUCAAGUGAGUGCACACUUUUUGCAGGUGGUUUUAUCAGUUGAUUCAAACUAAUGUGCAUCUUAAGGAAAUAAUCAAAUGCAGACCGACAUAAAUGAAACCCACUGGCAUAAUAACUUCUCACAUGUGUAUCUCUAGCAGCUCUAGCAAUGAUGUCUGAACCCACUUUGGACUCAACAGGGACUUGUAACAUAUCCUGUUUAUUUAGCUUGGUUUUAGCUGUGUUGUCUCUGGACCAACCCACUUGAUGUCAGGAACAUGACUUCUCUGCUUAUUCCGUAUGUAAUACAUGUGUUAAGUAUUUUAAGAAGCAAAAUUAUUAAAUACUAAAGGUCAAAGGAUUAAUUUGUAACUUCUAUUAUACUACAUUAGCUUCAAUACAUCUAAACCAAAAGACUGCUAGGUAGAUUUAUUUUUAUAUAAGCAUGUUUAUUUUGAUCAGAUGUUUUAACUUGGAAUUGAAAAAAAAUACAUUUAUGAGAUGUUUUAUAAGAUGUGUAAAUAUAGAACUGUAUUUAUUACUACAAUAAAGAUUCAGUAACACUAAGGACCAUGAUGAUAAUAAACCAUGUACAGUGGCAUAUUCUUCCGUAUAUAUUGUGUUUCUCUGCCCAUUUUCUUUAAAUUCAUUAACUGUACAUAAUAUGUGUAAAUGUAUAGUACUUGUAAAUAGAUUCCAAACUUGCUUUUCUAUUGGGUACAAAAUAAAAGAAAUUUGUAAUAAAAUGUGUGACUAUAAA